Saprolegnia parasitica CBS 223.65 is the source of this 468-nucleotide messenger RNA. RefSeq lists its product as hypothetical. The coding region runs from base 1 to 468 and encodes 155 amino acids. Gene Ontology annotation, molecular function: catalytic activity. Lineage: Eukaryota; Oomycota; Saprolegniomycetes; Saprolegniales; Saprolegniaceae. The transcript is spliced from 4 exons. The record is from RefSeq and is a predicted model, not a curated record.
AUGUACCUCUGGAAGCGAACCUUUGGGCGACCGAGCCAUCCGCAGCCGUGCGUCUUCUGCGACCGGACGCAGAUCCAGACGAGUGGCAUCCUCUUCGAGGACGACCGCGUCAUGGCCUUUCGCGACCGCAAGCCACGGGCGGCGUCGCACCUGCUCGUGAUUCCGAAGGAGCACAUCGUCAACACGCACGCCUUGGGCCAUGGCCACAUCGAUCUCGUCGAGCACAUGGUCGCGGUCGGCCGGGCGGUCUUGGCGAAAGAAGCCAGCGUGCUCAUGCUGCCCGAGCUGCCAGGGGUCUUUGGCUUUCACCAGUAUCCGUUCACGUCCGUGGACCACUUGCACUUGCACUGCCUCGCACCGCCGUUUGAGCCAUGCUACAACCGCCUCCGGUACCGCGAGACGUGGUUCGCCAACUAUGUGAGCGUCGAGACUUUGCUGGCGUCGCUCAAGGACGGACGUCACCACUAG